AUGUAUGUUCUCUUUCUUAUUGCUAUUAGCUGUACGAUACAAAAGACAAAGCAUUUUGUGGCACAUGAAGAUUUAAAUUUAAUACAAGAUGAAGAGUAUCGACAUUUCUGUCGGAAAUCUUCAUUUCAAAGAGGAGAUUUUUAUAAAACUGUAAAAUUUAACAAAGCAGCACGAAAUGAAUUUGUUGUCAUACAGGUAGCAAAAGUAAAUACGGAUUGUAACUUUCAACUUGCUGCUAUGUCAAAUUCAAAAGAGGAACUUACUGUUCACAAUAUUUUUCCCACUGAUCAUCUUAAUCAAAAUGUUAUUCUUUUGGUAGCAUGCAGUAAAUUACUGCGUCAAAAAAAUUAUUUCCGUAUUUGGUAUCAUGGUGGUGGAAUACUACGAAGUAAACCGUAUGAUGAGUCGGAAGGUUUGAAACAUGUUCAAAUUAUACCGGAACCUAAAUGUAGAAUCGGAAAAGGAACAGGAAAAAAUCGAAGUAUAGCAUUUGUCCAUUUCACUAUGUUACGAAUGCGAUUACCUGUUACUAAUAACACUGAAGCAAUAUGGAAAAGGAUCGGUGAUGCCACUGAUAUGCAACAACCGAAAUUCCGAUCAUACGAAACGUUAACCAAAUAUCAGAAAAGUAUUUUCGUUCCGGAUUCAUUUAUUGGUAAACAUUCACCAAUCAUUGAAUUAUCACAUAGUAUUGUAUUGCUUAUUGUCAUUUCAUUUAUUAAUGCAUUUUCAUUUUUAUUUUAA
Molecule: messenger RNA, 744 nt
Organism: Brugia malayi
Lineage: Eukaryota; Metazoa; Nematoda; Chromadorea; Rhabditida; Onchocercidae
Exons: 7
Coding region: 1-744 (247 amino acids)
Source: RefSeq, a predicted model, not a curated record